ACCCUGACAUUAAACAACGAGUGAUAGUGUCAUUAUGUUUACUUCUGUGGAAAUGUAACCUAACAUUUUGAAAUAUGAAAAAAGUAUUGUUUGUGAUUUUUUGUGCUAUAUUUACAUGUUCGGAAGAGGUUGUACAGUCAAGCAUACCGUCACAUUUGCUGGAAUGCUAUCGAGGCGAAACUCCUUUUCUUGGAGCUCCGAAGAGACUUGACGUAUUUCUUUCGCUCCUAAGGCGAUUGGAAUUGAAUACAAAACUUGAUAUGAGAUUAUUUAGUGCAGCAUUGCUAAGAAGUCUUCGGCUUGACGGUAUCGAACUGUUUCCUAACCUGGUAGAGACAGAAUUCGUCUUACCAUACCGAGCAUCUGCAUUUCAAUUUAAUAGAUACAAGUUACUAAUGGAAUUGUUUUUACCGAGUCAGAGUGAUCUUAUAAAUGUGGACGAAAGUCUUAAUAGUAUAGAGAAAUGUCUCCUCCACAAAAUGAUCAGUUCAACGGUACAGCCAUGGGAACGGGGUGACGAAAAUGUUGUUUGCCCAUUAUCCGUGCAGCAUCGACAUAUGCAACAAAGCGCAAACAGGUUGUAUAGCAGAUGCCCUAUUGAGGAUGGUGUAAUCCAGACUGAAUGGGGUACUGUAUCCCCAGGUACCAUAAUAGCAGCGAUUGCUUCCUCCUUACAAAUACAAAGUGUGUCAAUUAAGGAUAUUUUAAACGCAAAUAUAUUCCGAGCAGAAAUAUCACAAUCAUUACUAGAUUCAGCUAUGGAAGAUUGGAAUACGAAAACUGAAGUAUUUGAAAUAGAUGAUAUGGAUGCUGAAACAAAUGUCGGUAUCAGUAACAUAUGGGCCGCAACUCUGGCAGGUGAUUUAGCAGAGGUUGUUGUAAAUCAAGGUCCGAGAGUCGGAGCAUCAUCACAUAAUAUAAUAGUAGGUAGCAGUAAUCGAUGGAACGACACUAUUCUCCCAAGGGACUAUCACCUCUUCCCCCAGAAUGGAACGUCACGUAUUUGGCAUUUCACAGAUGCGGAAAUUUUAGCUGGUAUUGACGGACUUAUAUUAGCCAAUUAUUUACCGACAUGGGUCAGCCAACGACGGAGCUUGCGGUUAUCGCAAGUAAUAGAGAUGUAUUAUUCAAAUGAAGGAGUAUCCUUUGAACCGUCUGUCCGCGCUUGUAACAGGCUAGCGUUGUUUUCGAAGAUCAACAGCUCACAGUUGUUUACUGAAGCUUCUAGAUUCGCACAGAUUUUAUCUCUGCAACAGAUAACUGUCUAUAUUCCUAAGGAUGUAAUGGAGAGAAUAACGGAGGCAGCGGUCACGGCUUUCAUGAGUUAUGUUCCAACAGUACUGAGGCAGAAUCACAAGGAAUGUAAAAAGUCUUCCAGCGUUCCAACCAUCGACCUGAUCGUGGCGACCGACUCGAGUUGGAAGGGUUAUGAAGUAGAGCAAUUUAUGUCGUGGAUAGGAGGCGCUUUGGAAUUGGAGUCACAGCGCAGUACAAUAGCACUGGUGCACGGCAACACCGGCCAGUGGAUCGUGCCGCCCGCCGACAACUUGACGUGCUUUUACAGUACUAUCGCGAAUAAUACAAUACAAUGGCCAAAUCGUCUAAAUCUACCGAAUGUUAUAUCAAGAAUCAUCCAACACAGUCGGAACCAGACGUUACAAGGUAUAUCGGACAGGAUAAGCGCUGGUCGGAGCACCGUAGUUCUCGUCAUAAGCCCUACGGAUCGACAAGCGACUGACGAGAUAGAACGUUCGAGAAUACUGAUGGCUUCCUUGCGAAGGAGCUUCUUUGACACCUACUUCGCUUAUGUGGCGCAAGAUAUAAGAGAUUUUCAAAAUAUUAACAAUGAGUACCUUGAUUACUCAGAAUUGUUUUUAACGGUUGAUUCAAUAUCAAUUCCAGACGUCAUUAGCAAAGUGGAUAGCGAUCUGGUAAAAAGUAAUAUUCCAUCUAAAAUAGUCGGAGCUCAAUGUCAGGUUAAUGGCACCGAAUUUUACCAAAUCGCCUACGAAGAUUACGUGUUGCCAGGCCGUGAACAGUCGUACCGUAUUCAUCCGUUUUACUUACAGAGACAAUCCGACAUUCAUGUUCAGUUCCGAAACGAUGGCCAAGGAAAGAUAUUGGUCUGCCAAUGGCGCGGUGCUGAUGACUCUCACUUGUGUCACACCAUAAACGAGCGUGAAGUCUACACUUUUAACAUAACAAACCCAUGCCCUUCACCGGAGUUCUGUCUUCCGGCUCAUUUCGCCGUCUCAGCGCUAACAACUCAAAAUUUGUGUGCACAUAACGAGUGUCGCCUGCCUCACCAAGUAGGUUACUACAUUCAACAUUCUGGUUUCCGGUGCUUGCCUCUGCUGGGCUCCGCGAUCAAAAUGUCGCCGCUUUGGAAAGUACAUCUCGCACUUUCUCUUGUGAUCUCAUUAUCAUAUUAUGUUUAAUAAAAAUUUAAGAAAUU
Vanessa atalanta (red admiral) is the source of this 2455-nucleotide messenger RNA. RefSeq lists its product as uncharacterized. The record is from RefSeq and is a predicted model, not a curated record. Bases 75 to 2438 code for a protein of 787 amino acids. The transcript has 12 exons. NCBI's taxonomy places the organism in Eukaryota, Metazoa, Arthropoda, Insecta, Lepidoptera, Nymphalidae.